Messenger RNA from Oryzias latipes (Japanese medaka), 3952 nucleotides. It is a transcript of the gene zbtb1, whose product is annotated as zinc finger and BTB domain containing 1. The record is from RefSeq and is a predicted model, not a curated record. Gene Ontology annotation, cellular component: nucleus. Lineage: Eukaryota; Metazoa; Chordata; Actinopteri; Beloniformes; Adrianichthyidae. Gene Ontology annotation, molecular function: DNA-binding transcription factor activity, RNA polymerase II-specific; protein binding. Gene Ontology annotation, biological process: regulation of transcription by RNA polymerase II.
UUCUUUUCCUGUUUGGUCAGCCCUGCUUAUGGUGGUGUUGAUAGAGCUAACAGUAGGCUCCAUUUUGGCCGCAGCCGGCCUCUCCCUGCUGCGUGCCUGAACACGACAUGUCUCUCUCUCCCCCCCAGUCGGUGACGGUUUGAGCGCCUCUGAAGUGUUCCACGGUUCCGGGGGGGGCUUUAGCGGUGCAAGGCGGGGGCGACUAGGGACAGGGGUGGGGGCGUCAGUACGGAACCGGAUGCUAGCACAGAAGGGCGAUGGCGAGGCCAAGCCACAGCGACCACGUCCUCCAGCAGCUCAACAACCAGCGUGAGUGGGGCUUCCUCUGCGACUGCCUCAUCGCCAUCGGGGACAUUUACUUCAGGGCGCACAAGGCCGUCCUGGCGGCCUGCAGCUCCUACUUCAGGAUGAUGUUCAUCCGGGACCAGCAGGGGGCGGGUCGCCUGGAUCUGAGUAACAUGCAGAUAAGCGCCGAGUGCUUCGACCUCAUCCUGCAGCUUAUGUACCUCGGCCGCAUCGUUGUGGGGAGCUACGAGUUCGAGGAGCUGAAGGCCUCCAUGGUGUACCUGCAGAUGUACUACAUCCCGGAUUCACUGGAGGACCUCAGAGACAUCCGGAGCUCCAACCUCACCCCAUCUUCUUCAUCCUCUUUAUCCUCUUCCUCCUCCAGCUCCUCGACUGGGGUCUGUGGUGGGAAGAUGAUGUUCGGAGUGCGGAUGUACGAGCAGCAGCGGCCUGCUCCCCCAGAAGGAGAGCAAACGGCAAAAGCAGUGAGCGGCGGUGCUGGUGGACGUCCAUUCGCACCAGCAGCUGACAGCAGGCCAGGAGGGUCAGACGAUGUGACCACCACCCCUCUGAUAGUGGCUCCACCUGCCGCUGAUGUGACGGCUGAGCAGCCGUGUGACCUGAGGAAAAGAUCAGGCGGGCGGAGCUCGGCUCUGAAGGAACGGCCCCGGUUCGGCCGCACCUACACCUGCGACGACUGCGGCUUCGUCUUCAGCUGUGAAAAGCUGUUAAUUGAACACAUCCUCACCUGCACCAACCGGAAGGCCUUCCACCCACCCAGGGGCAACAUGGAGGGGGACAAUGACUCCAGUAAAGCGGAGAGCUCCGCCUCAGAGAGCACGGAGGAGCACCGGGUGGUCUGUAAAGGAGAGGACUACUGGCCCGAAACCAAGGGAGACUCUGACCUCUCUGUCAGGUUGGUGGCAGCUGAGACGGCUGGUGAACCAGGCUCAACCCAGAACAUCAAGACGGAGCCAGAAGAAAGCGUGUUCCCUGAGAUCGAGAUGAUCCAAGUCGGUGAAAUCAGAGAUUGUAAACCGCGAUCAGGUGCUACCACUUAUAAAGACUCGCUUAGGGAGCACAUGGGAUCCGACCAGGAGCCCGAGCCCGGAGUGUCGGGUUUGGAGAGCAGCGGCGAGCUGCUGGAGGGCCACCUGUCGAGCAGCAAUGACGAGGGAAUCCUCACAAAGCGGCGAAAGGUCAAAGACGAGAAACAGGAAGCUGACCGCGCUCCCUGUGAAUUGUGUGGGACUCUGUUAACCGAGGAGGACAAGUCAGGCCACUACCUGUCCAACCACAUGGGCCAUAUAUGCGCCUGCGGGCGUUGCGGCCAGGUGCUGAUCAAAGGCCGGCAGCUGCAGGAGCACGCAGAGCGCUGUGGCGAGUCCCACGGCGGCGACUCAGACUCUCACGGAGACGACGAUGUGUCCCUGUUGGGUGAACCUCAGGGGAUGGAAGAGGGACUCCUGGAGGUGACAGACCUGGCCUGCCCUCACUGCGGCCUCCCAUUCCAGAACGAAACCCUGGCCCUAGAGCACGCUCUGUCCUGCCACGACCAGGACCUGUACCGCCCCGUGGCGUUGGACGAGGGCGGCGAGCCCGACCACCGGCGGAAACAUUUCUGCAGCAUCUGCGGAAAAGGCUUCUACCAGCGCUGCCACCUGCGGGAGCACUACACCGUCCACACCAAGGAGAAGCAGUUCACCUGCCAGACCUGCGGCAAGCAGUUCCUGCGAGAGCGCCAGCUCCGCCUGCACACCGACAUGCACAAAGGAAUGGCGCGCUACGUGUGUCCGCUCUGCGAUCAGGGCACCUUCCUCAAGCACGACCACGUCCGACACAUGAUCUCGCACCUGUCGGCCGGCGAGACCAUCUGCCAGGUGUGCUUCCAGAUCUUCCCGGGCGGGGAGCAGCUGGAGAAACACAUGGAUGUCCACCUGUACAUCUGCGGCGUCUGCGGAGAGAAAUUCCGGCUCCGUAAAGACAUGAGGAGCCACUACAACUCCAAGCACACCAAGAGACUAUAGAGCAUCCAAACAGGCCUCGAGCGUUUCCUCGUUUGUUACUGAAAGCCAUAAAUGUGAGAACAAAUAUGCACUUGAACACCAAAAAGAAAAAGACAAACUGAUCUGCACUUUGAAUUCCAUGUAUAGCCUGAACAGGUGUUCACACUACAAGCAGUGGGGCUAGUAAUCAUCUCCUGGAAGUAAGUGGGCGGAGCAUACAUAAGUUCAUUAACUUGGGGUGAAAACGGUUCCCUUCCAAGAAAAAAACGUUCACAGCUUAUUUAGGUCCACUGCUCCCGUCUUGCCGGUUCAGCUCGCUGUGAUUGGUGCCUUUAUUCUCACACUUUGUCUCAAUGGCAGUGAUGUGUAAUGCAGGGGGGAGGGGCAAGCGAGCGCAGGUGACAUCCAGAAGGAAAACACUACUUGGUUGGAAUAUGUCGCCGAUGUGCUGAACUCAGCUGCUCGCUUCAACUCCUCGGUGGUUCUAUGAUGCCUUACGAGUCACUGCAGCUCAUCGGCUGUACCCCAAAACCCUGAAGUAACCAUGGGAACCGGCUACAGCUGAUCUGAUGGCGUUGGUUCCUGUGGAGCCUAAGCGGUUCACAUCAAGCCAAACGAGUUGUUUAGGGGUCAUGUUACAAACUGAGGUUAGCCCAAUCAGGAAUCCUAACGUCACCCAGUCCAGACGGAACAAAGACAAACUAACAAGGAUGCGCUGCACUGAGAACUGUACGAUCGAAGCUGAGGCAGGUGUGAAAGAUGCCAAGAAGUGAGGUGUUGCUUCAUGUUCAUCCUCCAAACAGAGGUGCUUCAGAAACAGACCUGUUCAUUCAGCAGCACUUGUUAAACUGAGUUCAUGUGAUGUAAGGAGUUUGCACUUUGCGUUUUACUUUGAAAGUCUGCUCUUUUGUGGAUUUCCUGUCUUGGCGUACAGGAAGUUUCAGCUGCAAAGCAGAUCUGAGCUCAGUCUUUAGGACAGCGGCGCUGCCAUUGAAACGCACAGUCUGGGAGGCGGCGUCUGUCCACCAGGAUGUUUUUUAUCCCCCGAACAGAGGUCAUGACCCACAACACCCCCCUCCCCCCAACACCUCUUUUCACUCAGGUGCUACAAAGAAACUACGGUAUUCUGGGUAAUUUAGCACUUGCAGGUUGAACUGGUUCAGUUCUGCUUUCAAUUUUUUUUUAUUACUUUGUAAACUAUUUAAACUAGUUGUGAGUUAGAGACCCGUUCCAGAUCAGAGUCAAAGCCUCGCUGGAUUAGAUCUUGAACCUUUGACAUCAGAUGUGAAGGGCGGAGCCACGAUGGCCACCUUAUUUAAACCUAUGUCCACAUAAAGCUGCUGGACAAUCAGCUGUUUUCCAAACAAACUCCUGUUUUUUUUUGUUUUUUUUUUUCAUGUGGUCUGAACCGUGUGACAGUAGAGGUCAAACUUGAACUUCAGGUGUGGUUUAAACCAACAGAAGAACUUGAUUUUGGAGAUCCAGGAGUCCAUCUGCCACCGGGUUCUGAAUCUGAAAGUUUGAGCAUCCUUAAGACUGUAGAGCAUCACAUGGUUGUAUUUCUGUUGUAUCUUCUGGCAGCUUUGGUUCAGCGUCUUGCUUUAAUUAAAUUCAUUGCUCUGCUGUGUGCAAACUCCUAAUAAACCAAAUGAUUUUCAGUU